Fonsecaea nubica is the source of this 1983-nucleotide messenger RNA. RefSeq lists its product as hypothetical. The coding region runs from base 1 to 1983 and encodes 660 amino acids. The transcript is spliced from 2 exons. NCBI's taxonomy places the organism in Eukaryota, Fungi, Ascomycota, Eurotiomycetes, Chaetothyriales, Herpotrichiellaceae. Gene Ontology annotation, biological process: negative regulation of transcription by RNA polymerase II. Gene Ontology annotation, cellular component: Sin3-type complex. The record is from RefSeq and is a predicted model, not a curated record. Gene Ontology annotation, molecular function: histone deacetylase binding.
AUGGACUCAGCGGCGGACUCACUCCUGGCUCUCUCUAAUACUGCCGUUGCCUACGCAGCCAAGGACACACCCCUCUCCGAUGAUGAUCGUUCCAGCAGCCUCAGCGAGUUGGACGAUGACCUCGAAGAUGGUGAAGAAGAAGACAUCGAAGCUGCUGUCACAGCCGAUGUGGAUUCUGAAGCCGAGACUGAACGUCUCCAGGCUACCCCAGAAAAUCUCGCCAGGAAAAAGCCUCCUGAGAUUAGCCCAAGCAAACUAUCCCAGAGACAAGACAUUGACAUGCGACCGGAGAUAGAGAGCUUCACAGAAAGUCCCGUCUCGUCCCCGAUCUCCUCACAUCACGAGUCAGAUCAUGAGGAAGGUCUCAGUGAGGGGCAUGAUGCAGAUGAAGAGGCCCCGGAGGUAGCUGCAGUCGAUCCUGCGGCUUCCCCGAACAAGCGCAAAAGGGAAGAAAGUGAAUCAGAUGUCGAAGAGGCCCCCAGAUCACAGAGACGACGGACAGGCUCCGUCGAGACAGAGGAUGAAAAGUCUGAACCAGAGACCGAUGCCGAGGAGAAUGACAGCCAUCAUUUACGGGAAAAUACAAUUGAACCCGAAGUCGGGGAGCCGCCAGAGCACGACGAAGAGGAAGUAGUGGAGCCAGAUGAAGUACCGAAAGAAGCUGAAAAGGCAGAUAGCAGUGAAGACUCCAAGGAUAAAGGCAAAAGCAGGCCUCGCAGGAAGGCAAAAGACCCAGUCAUCCAGGAACUACAACAUGAAGACGAAGAGGAUGCUGCACAUGCGGAAGAUUCCGAAGUCGCUGAUGAUAACGAUCUCGAGGCUGCACUAAAGAGCGAAGAGGAGCAAGCAAAGCGUAUGGCAGCCAUGGAAGCCCUGACUGCACUCGAGAGACACUUUGCGACAUUGAGAGACCGCCUCUAUGAUGAAAGAAUUGCAGCCUUAAAUCAUGAACUGCAGCUCUUGUCGGAACCCAAGCCAGCACAUCCUGAAUUAAUUCGCCAGGUGGAAGUGGUUCAGAAAUAUCGGGACGAGAAAUAUGAGAUCGAGCAAAAGCUGCUGGUCUACAAGAUCGGAGCCCUGAAGAACAAGGCUGUCGCUGAACGGAGUCAGAUACACAGCCAAUAUUUUCAAACAGUCAGGGAUAUUCGAGAGAGACAUCUGGAACGCCUCAGCGAGCAUUUCUACCGGAUCCAGCGAGACAGAUUCAAAGCCGAUUCGUCAGUACCAAGUUUCAGUAUACCCUUCCCAGAACGGAGGUCGCAGCAGAUCUUGCAACAAACAGCCUACAAUAAAGAGGUUUCAAUUCUGGCAGGUGUCGCCAAAUAUGUUGGCUUUCCUGCUGCACCAGAUCUGGCGCCAUCCAGGCAGAAGGAAAUAGAGGAUGACAUUCAGAAGAUGGGAAUCUCGCAGAGUCAUAUCCGGGCUGGCAGACCCAAUCAACGCCCAGCGGCUCAGACACAGAUAUCUGGACCCCAAGCAGAAGAGCAAUUUCUCGAACAGACGCCGUGGGCUAAUCCUCAACAUCCCAUCCAUCGAUUAAGUCGACAGAAUUCCAAUCGCUCCCCAAUGAGCGAAUUCCUGACGCCAGCGAACCAGCAACGAAACACGACCGACGGUCUUCAACCUCCAAGUGGGUCGGCAUCUACCAUCGUUGACCCUUCAGCUUCCGCGCCUGUGUCUUCAGCAAUGAACACACCUCACGAUGGGCAGAGUUGCGCGACGAAGGUCGAGGCGCAAGCUGCUGGAGGGUCCUCUGGUCUACAGAAUUAUCGCAUGCACUCGACGAGCCCUCUAGAUAUGCGGCGGCAACCUGUUCAAGCCGACAGCUCCGACCCUCAACGUCAGCAAGGGAGGGACAAGGAUGUCAUCGGUAGUGGACGGGACAUGGGCUCUUCGCCUUUGACCUCCCGGGCCUAUCUUAACACGACGGAGCCCCGAGCCCCAGCCAUCACCGCCGGAACUGGGAGGUUUAGCAUUCGGUAA